This is a messenger RNA of Sceloporus undulatus (fence lizard), 1864 nucleotides long. It is a transcript of the gene ANKRA2, whose product is annotated as ankyrin repeat family A member 2. Gene Ontology annotation, molecular function: protein binding. Lineage: Eukaryota; Metazoa; Chordata; Lepidosauria; Squamata; Phrynosomatidae. Bases 236 to 1177 code for a protein of 313 amino acids. Gene Ontology annotation, biological process: regulation of gene expression. The record is from RefSeq and is a predicted model, not a curated record. The transcript is spliced from 9 exons. Gene Ontology annotation, cellular component: nucleus.
UUUAAUUUUUAUAUCUCUAGGUUCCAGCCUUUUCCACAGUCCCAUAGGCUCCGCCCCAUCAAUUUUCACUUCCGGGUUUCCAUGGCGUACCAAGCGGAAAUGACGUCAAAUCUCGCCACAACAACAAUAAUCGCAUUGUCAUAAACCUUGGCCAUCUAAGGUUUUUUUUAAAAAAACUUCCACGCUAGAAGGAAAAACCAUAAGGAAACACUUUAAAUAACUUGAGCUUCGGAAAAUGGAACCGUCAACAAAUCUAGACGUUGGUACCCAGUUAAUCGUGGAAGACUGUGCUGGCAGCUAUAGCCUGUCUCAUAUGCCAGACAUCAAAGUGGAGCAUCACCUCGAUCCCGGCGUUGAAGAAGGACAAGCUCAGAGUGUUGCCAUGGGAAUGAAGUUCAUUUUGCCCAAUAGAUUUGAUAUGAAUGUGUGUUCUCGGUUUGUCAAGUCUUUGAACGAAGAAGACAGCAAAAACAUUCAGGAUCAAGUGAACUCGGACCUAGAAGUGGCAUCUGUAUUAUUUAAAGCUGAGUGCAAUAUCCAUACUUCUCCUUCUCCUGGGAUUCAAGUUAGACAUGUCUACACUCCAUCAACGACCAAACAUUUUUCACCAAUAAAACAGUCAACCACUUUAACUAACAAGCACAGAGGAAAUGAAGUUUCCACAACACCUUUGCUUGUCAACUCUCUAUCUGUUCAUCAGCUGGCUGCUCAGGGAGAAAUGUUAUACUUAGCCACACGCAUAGAGCAAGAAAAUGUCAUCAACCAUACUGAUGAAGAAGGCUUUACUCCUCUGAUGUGGGCUGCAGCUCAUGGACAAAUAGCAGUGGUAGAAUUUUUACUGCAAAAUGGUGCAGAUCCACAGAUUCUGGGGAAGGGGCGUGAGAGCGCCUUGUCAUUGGCUUGUAGUAAAGGAUACACAGAUAUCGUCAAGAUGCUGCUUGAUUGUGGAGUUGAUGUGAAUGAAUACGACUGGAAUGGUGGCACACCUUUGCUCUAUGCUGUACAUGGAAACCAUGUGAAAUGUGUCAAAAUACUCUUAGAGCAUGGUGCUGAUCCAACCAUAGAGACAGAUUCUGGAUAUAACUCCAUGGAUCUAGCUGUUGCCCUUGGCCAUCGUAGUGUUCAACAGGUUAUUGAAUCACAUUUACUAACACUCCUUCAAAACAUCAAAGAAUAGUAUUGUACUUAUGGGAUGACUUCAUAUAUGAAGAUUUCAACUUGUUUUAGCACUGAUUAGUAUCAUAAAGACUUUAUUUAUUUUUUAAUUGGUACCUUAGUCUGACCAUUGAUGGGAAGUUCUUCUUAUGAAGAGUGCAAACCAUAUUUAUGAGUAAUGUGGGAAUUUUAGUUGGUUACUUAAAUGUGAGAUUUUGACACUUUCAUGCUGCACUGCAUGUUUAUCAGCUGUUGGCUCUAACAGAGCAGUUAGCAAUGCCAGGGCUCUGCUGUAGACUGUGUCGCCUGGCUGUUGGUCUACAGAAGUCUUUUUCCACAAUGUUUGCCUAACAUGCCUGAACUGUCAAAAAUGGCUUGGUCAGCACAACUGAGACACUCUAACCAGUUUUGCCAAGGAUGCCAAAUAUCAAAUGGUUUGGGAGUUGGGUUGGCUGAGUCUGCCUUCUCUUAUUGGCAAGAUUUUAACAGUUUCAUUUCAGAUUAUCUGAUUGACAUUCAGUCAUCUGUAAAGCCACAUUUAUUCUACUUGUAAAAAUGUCAUGUUGCACAAUAGCUAAGAAAGGAAUGAUGGAGUACUUCAGUAUGUAGAAUGUCAUAUUUCAUUCUGUCUAUGUAUUAUGUACUUUUAUACAUUUUCUAGUGAACUGCAAUAUAAAACUUAAAAAUGUAUUAAAAGCAUACAACCCAG